This is a messenger RNA of Mesorhabditis spiculigera, 1104 nucleotides long. NCBI's taxonomy places the organism in Eukaryota, Metazoa, Nematoda, Chromadorea, Rhabditida, Rhabditidae. The record is from the annotation of a GenBank genome assembly.
AUGCCUCUUCCGCCGAAGCUGCAACGCAAGCACGUCAACACCCAGGAUGUGCAAGAUCUCAUCGAUGGCUGGCCGACAAUCCGUUCUCUGCUCGCAACACUUCCAAGACACUUGCUUCAAUCGCUGGUCGACACGGAUGCUGCCAUGGAUCUCGACACAUCAACCGCGACAGAGGAUACGUCCUCGUACCCCCAAUGCGACAUCGGUGCAGAUGAGGAUGCGACAAACCUGCACGAGAUCAUGCGGGGCUCGCUCCACUUACUCAUCAGGAAGGUCGACAAUCUGCAACAACAUCAACGCCUACUCUACCGCGACAACGAUCUGCUCAGAGCACGUAUUGAGAAGUUGGAACAACUCAAUAACCCACCGAGUGUCAACACGUCAAACGGCCCGUUGCCUCUGAUGGGUACCAUCACACUGGAUCUGCCCGUACACUAUCUACUGAGGGGCAACACAAACACGUCGCUUCAGCUCAUCAAACUUCCUAUGGUCGACCCCAAGGACCCAUCGGAGUACAUCUAUCUCAAAGCCUUGAUUGAUGUGACAUCAGCGACAUCAUGGCUGAGCCCCGAAAUUGCCAGCAAGUACCAUCUACCAGACGAUGAAGGCAUCAUCGUGCGCUCCUGCAGCGGGAUUGCAAAAUGGCUCGACGUGGAACUAAAGCCUACCCUGAUCCAGGUUCCUGACAUUGGGACGUUCAACAUCAACUGUUCAUCGCUUGCAGAAGUGGAGAUCAAGCUCUGGAAGAUAGGGAGUUUCGAUCGGAGAUUCCUGAAGCAGUGCGCUCGCCAGACGGACUUUCAUCCAAAGGCGGAAGCGAAUCGUACAGACAGACAUCAUUAUUGGACGCGACAUCCUGAAGCACUUCCACUCCGAAGACAUUAUCCUUCCAUCUGCGGACGUACAAAACUUCAUGAGACGCCACUGCAAGGAAUUCUGCACGAAGAUUACAAAGGACCUCGGUUCAUUCUACCCUACGGCACCAAGACGCUCGUUGCUAUUGACCCUCCUUCGGAUGAGCAUGAGCACUUCGUCACGGAUGUUGGCAUCAAGGAUCAAGGUCAACCUUCAUCGCUGCCGCAUGAUGGCGUUGCCAAGUCCUUC